AUGACCACAGUGACAUCCGCGUCAAUAACGACAUCUGCGAGUUCGGCAAUAUCGACAAGCCCCGUUUCUGCUCAUAUCCCAGAUCACUACUCCGCCCGCAACUUGCCUCCAGCGAGUCAAGCAAUCAAAUUGGAAGAUCAGAAGAGUCUGCGGGAGACAGCGACGAUACAAAAACGCAGCGCGGCGAGCGCCGCUGAGUGGUACCGGGGAUCCGCGGAAAUGCCCGCUGCUCUGAUACCAAUGCAAAACAGUCGUGAAGCAUUCCCACACAUUUCGGCCACACCACAGGGCUACAUGCAAAUGCUCACAUCUGCCCCAGACCAGAUGAGCCGAUCCGGCAGCCUGGUUCGCGAGGGCCAAUCGUCGCCCAUUCCACCCCUGCCAGUUCCCUGGGCGGCCCAAGGACAUCAUGUGCUAACAGGGGCGCAUCAAGCAGGCGUGGGCUCACCGGUGCCUUUCCAUCAGUCUCAACGAUGGGGUACAUCUCUGAUGCCACUUCAAGGAGGCGCCGAGUAUGGAGCAAAUAUGCAUACCGCACCUUCCACGUCAAUGACAUCACAGGGGGAGGGUAGUAACUGGGAUGGGGAGUGUUCGAGGCCUACGAAAAGAGGAGGCGCCCGCAUGCAGUCAGACUUGGUUGCGAUCAAUCAUGAAAACGCCUAUGUGGUAGGCAUACCCAACUCAUUGGCUACUCCCAUGACUUUGGGUAUCAAAGCCACUAUUAUCAGUCGUCUGCUAUCUAUUAUGCAGGUUAUGUGCCCCACCGCCACUCCACCACAGGACUGUCUUGAUCUGAUCUCUCACGCAGAACGACGAGAUUCGUAUCUCCCCGGCGUUUACGUGCAUACCAUAUUCUUGAACCUGGUCUACAAGAACAUGAGCGGCGACCAAAUCGACGAGCUUAUGAGGAGGUUCAUCCUGAGUGUCCCGAGCCGAUCGGAAUACUCGUGCGUCAUAUAUCGCGCCUUGACCACCUUCGUUCGCACGUAUCUUUCGCCACACGACACUGGGGUUACGACAGGAAAGCGGGACAAAAACGAGCUUUUCGCUCUCGGUGGUAGCGACAUGAUUCGUGCGAUCAAAGCACUGUGCAAUUCCGAGGAUCCGUAUGUCAUCAAGCUCAUUCCCGACGGUUUCGCAUGUGUCGUCCGGCAAAAGCCAUUGGACCCCAAGCACGAAGUGGUGUCGGCACCGCGCAUUGCUGGGGUGGUGGGUUUACGACGCCGGGUUUACCGCGCUUACGUCGAAGCCAUCGCCGCCGACCUUGCAUGGCUGGGCGAUGUGGACGGAUGGAAGGCAGUGGUAGAAUGGACACCGACCAUCGAGGAUGUACAAGAGACGGUCACGGAAGACGGGUAUGCUGUGGGAACAAUCAUCGUGCGCUUCAAGCGAGUCGACACGUACACCUCGCAUCCUAUUGCCUUGCAAAUCGGCGAUCAGCAGGCUCUGCAGCAGCGUCCGGGUCACCUAUUCCCCUCUGCCCAGACCGGCGCGGUCUCCAGCAGUCAGUCGCAACAGUGGAUCAACUCGGCCGCAAACUACACGUUUCCGUCGCAGCCAUCAAGCCAGUCUCGUCACGUAUCAUUAUCAACAUCCACCUCAACUUCCGCCGACUUGCCAAGACGGAGCGUCCCGAUUAUAGUCCCAAAUCCACGGUCCACCUCCCUCGCAUUUCGUGGGUCACAGUCAAGCCAGACUCUAAAGCGAACGCGCGAUGAUGCUUAUAGCGGCUUCUACGAAUCAUCGGUCCAAUCGCAUGUCGAGCCUUUCAUGCCAGCGGCCUCGGGGCUCGCCAUCCCGGUGAUGCAGUGCCCCGUUGCGGAACGAGGGGGGCCGAUCAUGGACGAGUUUACUGUUGCUAUAGCGCCACCCAGGCACUCUUCGCUUCCGCACCGCCUGGGUCUUUCGUCUUUCACCAGCCAAGUAUCGCCCAGAUCAUCCUCGCUGCCAGGUUCGAGGAAUUCUACCCAGUCAACGAUCAUUGUCCCGUCGUUAUCAACGUUGACAUCCGACUUCGUUGAUCACGAAUCUUACCUCGCCACCGCGCCAUCCACUGCUUUGGAAUCUCCGCCCGCCCCCAUCUCAAUUACGCCGCAUGUGUUCGCUUCCCCAACUCAGGGCACUGAUGACUUCGGCGUAGACCCUGAGUUGGAUGCCAGGGCCUUCAACGAAUCGUGGGCUGAGCUUCCGCACAUUGCCAAUAUUCGCGGGGAAUUUGAGGAUGCCGCGUUGGAGUGGUUGCAAGGAUAUCCCUCCCUCGUAUCCUUUAUAGCCGCACCUCUCGCUGCAAGCGGCGGACUUGGUGAUGAAGCUCCCUUUUUGGGCGAUGGCAAUGCGAUCGCAGUCUGA
Messenger RNA from Fimicolochytrium jonesii, 2349 nucleotides. RefSeq lists its product as uncharacterized. The transcript is spliced from 2 exons. The record is from RefSeq and is a predicted model, not a curated record. Bases 1 to 2349 code for a protein of 782 amino acids. Lineage: Eukaryota; Fungi; Chytridiomycota; Chytridiomycetes; Spizellomycetales; Powellomycetaceae.